This is a messenger RNA of Ceutorhynchus assimilis (cabbage seed weevil), 2380 nucleotides long. The record is from the annotation of a GenBank genome assembly. Lineage: Eukaryota; Metazoa; Arthropoda; Insecta; Coleoptera; Curculionidae.
AGAAACAGGAAAAUACCAGUGGCGUACACUCGAUCGACCUACGAAUAGAGAACCAUACAAAAAUAUACAAAACUGUACGAUUAUUCAAAAACUGUACAUAGGAAAUUGUAUGAUUAUUCAAAAACUGUACAUAGGAUUGAAUUCAUACUAACAUGGUAAAGUUGAGGGGGUAGUCAGAAACAGGAAAAUACCAGUGGCAUACACUCGAUCGACCUACGAAUGGAGAACCAUACGAAAAUAUACAACACUGUAGAGUUAAAGUUAGUUAGAGUUGCACAUGCAUGGACUAAGGCUUCAAAAUCAAAAAAUGUCACAGGCCUUUUAAUAGAAAAAUGGGAGAAGAGCCGAAAAAUGGUUUAAUAUCUAGAAAUGUUAGUGAAACACGGAUUUGCAAAAAAAUCCUCGAAAAUUGAAUACGUAGGUACUUUAGGCAUCUUUUCACCAGCCUUAAAUUUAUAAAAUAAUGGCUUAGGAUUCAGAAUCUCAAGAUUUUAACUUUUUUAAGUAUUUUCCAUAGUCUAAUUUCGGAAAGAUGGUAUCUCCUUAUUAACCUCAGUUCACUGGUAUUUAUUUGGUUUUUACUCGACUUAAUGUUUAAUAUGGCAGGUGCAUUUUCAUGUAAAUUCCUAACUAAAGACAUCUAUUCUAUCCAGUCCCCACUUGCAUCAUUUAUAGAUGUGUUCAGGAUUGCCAAUUUAUAUGGAAUCAGUUGCCUCAUUAUAUUCAACAAUCUCUUAUCAAUUAAGUAAAUAUAUCUUACGUAAUCCAAACUAUUUCAAAUUUUAACAAAUUAAAAAUAAACUUGAACAAUAGAUAAGAUAUUAUCAUUAUAUUGGGUAAAUAAAUCAAUGUGAUUGAAAACACUUAUUAGGAUGAUCAAAUACAAUACGAAAACCUAAAAUAAUAAUACUUGAACAUAUAAGUAGCAGUAGUAUAAGAAGUAGAUGAAGCUGGAAAUAUUUAAAAAAAAAAACAUUGCGUGUCAUGAAUGAUUGAUUAUAAGCGGCAAGAAAAUGUUUGGCCUUCAAAGAAAAUAAAAAUGGGACGUGCGCAUCAGCUGGACCAUCCAACAAAAUUGUUUAAUCUAUUAUAGUCCAGGAGACAGUGACGAUUUUCGGUAGGUAGUGAUAAAAAGAGUUCUAAUCGUAAGAGGUGUACUGGAGUUACGUAGAAAAAUAAUCUGGCUAAUCUGCGAGUAUGGAUAAUACGUCUGGCAAGUCGUGCAAAUGUAUCAGAUGAUGGCUUAUAUCAUAAUAACAGCUUAAAAUACAAUCUGGCGAAUUUGGAACACUCCGAAAGCCUUGCCAGACUCGUCUCAUGAUCGUCAUCAGCUAAAUCCUAUCGGAAACCCUAAUCCACCUUCAAUUUAUUCAGAAAUGUAUUUGGCAUACAAUGGAGAAUUAACGUUUUUUGAGCGCAUAAAAAGUACUCUCUAUUUCUUAUGGCAUAGACUCUAUGUGCAUUUUGUAGCUAUGCCUCAUAGUGACAAAAUUGCUAGAAAAUACCUUGGCCAAGAUAUUCCAUAUUUAGCAGACAUAGAGUAAAAUGUAUCUGCUUUAUUUUUAACGAUUAACCCAAAUAGUUUACACUAAUCGGCCAAUGGUACCAACAGUGAUUCCUUUGAGUUUUUUGCAAGUGGAACCAGUAAAACCUCUACCAAAAGAUCUCGAAGACGAAAUUGAAAGUGCCAAAAAUGGGGUGGUAUAUUUCAGUUUAGGUACCAUUGUAGAAAGUCAGUAUUGAUGAAACUAUUCGUCAAAUGAUUAUUGAAGCUUUGGCCGAGUUGCCUUACAAGGUUUUGUGGAAGUUUGAAAAUGAUAUUCUCACUGGAAAACCAAAAAAUGUGAUUAAAAGAAAGUGGAUGCCUCAACAAGAUAUUUUAGCUCAUCCUAAUGUUAAAGUAUUCAUCACCCAAUUCGGACUACAGUCUAUUGAGGAAGCUGUAGACAGGGAAAUGCCUUUGGUGGGAAUUCCUUUUAUUUCUGACCAAGAAAUGAAUGGGAAAAGAUUGGUAGAAUGGGGAGUUGCCAAUCAAAUAGACUAUAGAAACACAACUAGAGACGAAAUAGUGAAGGCGAUCAUAGAAGUUGCUGAAAAUCCAAUUUACCGUCAAAACAUGAGAAAAGUGAAACAAAUAAUGAAAGACGAACCAAUGACGGGGACAGAAAGGAUGAUAUGGUGGAGCGAGUAUGUCAUCAGACAUAAAGGGACCAACCACUUGAAAAGCCCCACCGUUGACAUAGAAUGGUACAAAUAUUUAUUGUUAGAUGUUUUUGCGGUGAUUGUUGGUAUCCCUUUAUUAAUCCUAAUAAUUAUUGUUAAAUUAUUACUAAACACACUUAAAAGUAGACACAGUAAGCGUAAAAUUAAGAAAAAUUAA